Messenger RNA from Onychostoma macrolepis, 2644 nucleotides. RefSeq names its product microfibril-associated glycoprotein 4-like. NCBI's taxonomy places the organism in Eukaryota, Metazoa, Chordata, Actinopteri, Cypriniformes, Cyprinidae. Gene Ontology annotation, biological process: elastic fiber assembly. The record is from RefSeq and is a predicted model, not a curated record.
AAAAAAGAAAAUAAGUUAAUGAUUAUGAGUAAUUGCUCUUCUAGAACCUGAUUCUAUAUCAAAACAAAUAUUUACUUGUUUAAAUUUAAAUGAACAGCUAAAAUUGUAAACUCCUGAUGUUUGGGGAGUACACUGGCAUUUUACUGGUCUGAUCAAGGUGUAAUGUUAAAAAAACUUUUUAAAAAUAACUUGAUAUAAGCUAAAUAUAAGCUAAAUAUCUCAUCUGCUAGACAAAAUAUAACAUAAUGCAGCUUUUUCUCAUUUCCUUAUUGUGGUCUAUUUACAUAUUUGAAAAUGUACAUUUAAUUUAUGUUGUAUGAUUUUUUCCCCUAACAGAUGUUUACUGAAGAAUCUAGAAUGUCAUGGUGAACAUUUAUUUAAAGACAGAGGAGGAGCCUGCAAUCUGACAGAUAUAAAGCGUGUUUGUGUCAGACUGAAUGGCAUAAUGGCAUAGUUACUGCUUUAUUCUUCAUUUACUUUACAGAACAUUCAGACAUCUGUGCAAUAUUACCUUCUAGAACAAAUCUCUGAACAACUGAGGAGAGAUUUAGAAGAUGACUAUAUUGUUUUUGGUGGCACUUCUCCCGGUUGUAUUGGGCAGUGACUGUAAAUUCAUGCAGUUUGACUGUUCUGAUAUCUACAACUCAGGAGAAACAGUCAGUGGGAUUUACUCCAUCUAUCCAACAGGUGACGUUCCUGUCUGGGUUUACUGUCAGAUGAUCUCAGAUGGGAACGAUGAAGACAAAGGAGGAUGGACGGUGAUUCAGAGGAGAAUGGAUGGCAGUGUGAAUUUCUAUCAGCCGUGGAAUCAGUACAAGAGAGGAUUUGGAAAUGUGGAGAGUGAAUACUGGCUGGGGCUGGAGAACAUGUACCAGCUGACACGCAACAGGAAGUAUCUGAGAGUGGAUCUGGAGGACUUUGAAGGAAGGAAAGGUUUUGCUCUGUACUCGUAUUUCUCUGUGGAUUGUGAAUGUGCCGGAUAUAAAAUAUAUGUUUCAGGAUUCACUGAUGGAGGAGCAGGUGACUCUUUGACCUCCCACAAUAAUCAGAAGUUCUCAACGUUUGACAAGGAUCAAGAUGUCUAUGAAGAUAACUGUGCUAGAAUGCGUCUUGGGGCAUUUUGGUAUGCAAAGUGUCUCACUACAAACCCCAACGGUGUGUACUUAUGGGGAAAUGAUAAUACUUAUAGCUCCAUUGGCGUUGUCUGGUCAACCUGGAAGGACAAUUUCACUUACAGUAUGAAGUCUAUUAGCAUGAAGAUCAGACCUGUAUCUUAGAGACAUUAGUGAUUCCAGGAGAAAUUGGUCUGAUAAUGGCAACUGUAUAUUUUGCAUAGUAAAUUUAUGCUUUAUAUCGUAACUGUACAAAAGACUAAAUCAUCUAGGUCAGAAUGACUUUAAUAAACUCCAGCAUUGAAAGCAUUAUGUCUGUAUGUAGAUGUGUUAUAAUGACUGUUUUGCCACUGCAAACCUCAAGAAAUGUCCCUCCUAAUAUGCAUAGUGUGUUAUUUAUUUUAUAGCUAGUAUCAUGAGCAAUAUGACUGUAACCACAGUGACUAGAGUAGAUAUCAAAGAUUCUGUUCUCCAAGUAUUUUAUUUCAUGUUCCACAGAAGAAAGAAUGUCAUUCAUGUGUGGAACAACAUUCUGAUGAGUGUCAAUUUAGUGGUGAACACAUGCGCGUUGCGUUGCAUGUGAUGAAGAUGUGCGCCACUAGAGGGACACAUUCACUAAACACUGACAUCAACUCACAUUUGACUGGAUUAUUCAUUAAAGUUUGUGUUUGAUAAACUGACUGAACUGCGAAAAGAUUAACACGGUCAUUCAUAUAUCUGUCAGGUAAAGAACAGAAGAGCUGGGUUAUGAAACCUGUACAUUUAUUCGCAGGUCUGAAGAACUUCUCUGAUUGUAAUGAAUCACGUCAUCACUAAAAUAUAUUUAAAAUCAAGAGUGAUUCUAGAAAUUUUGAGAAUUUUGAGGGCUAUUUUAUCUCCAGUUAUUCAUGCUUUUAAUUAUUGCUGCUCACUUUUUACAGCCAAUCAGAGACUUGCGAACGGAUAUGAUGUUUUACCCGCCUCAGGUUAAGGAAGCUGCUCCUUUAGUGCACUCAUGGUCCGUCUGUCAUCUUCGGGUUUUUCUUUAAAUUAAUGUCAUUGGGUUCUUUACAGACUACAAGAUGGUAAAUAUUGUUAAUAAUUCCAGUAACAUUUGUUUGUAAUUCUUCGUUUGUUUCUGUGCAAGCCUGUUGCGCACAUGUGUAAUUGGCCAUCAUGCAUUUUUAAUAAAAAAAAAUACUGUAUAAAUGUCAUUUAUUUUUGUUCUGCAUCUCUUGAAGGUCAGCACCUUGGUAUAGGUCCUGAGCUCAUGACGAUUCUCAUGAUGUCUGCCUUUUCCAUUGUAGCAGUCGAUUCCUGUUCCCCCUUGACGAAGCGUGGCUGCUUAGCGGGUUGCCAGGUCUGCGUAAUGAACCUGACAAAAUUGUUAAUCAAACAUUGCACUAAAGUAGCCCAAUUCCGCGGGAAAAAAACUGUGGAUAUGGCAACACUGCAGCAUGCAAAUACACCAAAACACAACUGAAUGUACAGAAAGCAAAAAGGGACAAAUGUCUUGUUACACUGCAGCAUAGUAAAAUGAUUCUCACACUCCA